Messenger RNA from Pyrus x bretschneideri (Chinese white pear), 936 nucleotides. Its product is annotated as probable protein phosphatase 2C 55. Lineage: Eukaryota; Viridiplantae; Streptophyta; Magnoliopsida; Rosales; Rosaceae. Bases 1 to 936 code for a protein of 311 amino acids. The transcript is spliced from 2 exons. The record is from RefSeq and is a predicted model, not a curated record.
AUGUUGAUUGUUAAGAAGCCAAGGCUUGAAGACCCCCGCUUCAUCUUCCCGGAGAAGCAAACUAUUGGCGUGGCGGACGGAGUCGAUGCCCGUGCCGGUGACUACGCAAGGGAACAGAUGAUGCUGACGGAAGCUACUUCGAGUUUAUUAAUGUUGAAGUACGUAAACUACUAUGGUAUCAUCGACAACAAUAAUUGCCAUGGUCAAGAAACAAAGAGAAACCUGCACGAGAUGGUUUGUGGGUCGGUUUAUCUUCCCAAGGAUGACAAGUUAGGCGAAGACGCUCACUUCAUCUGCCCGGAGAAGCAGAAUAUCGGCGUGGUGGACGGCGUCGGUGGUUGGGCCAAGAAAUGCAUCGACGCGGGUCAUCAGUACGCGAGGGAACUCAUGAACAAUGCCUUUAUCGCCGUCCAUAAUCCGAAUAACAUCAACGUACAGAAAAGAAAAAGAAAGGUCGCGGAUAUGAUCGGAGCCGUUGAUCCAAGAAAAGUGCUGCUGGAAACUGAUGCUAAGACCAAGGAGAAGGGCUCGAACAACAAGGUUGUGUACCAAUCUCCAACUCAACAACGCAGGUUAAACUGUCCAUAUCAGUUGGGGAAUGGCAUCAGCAGUGACCGCCCUGAUUCCGCUUGGGAGGAGUGCAUUCAGACAAUCCCCGGAGACAUCGUAGUGCUUGGGACUGAUGGCUUGCUGGACAACAUGUUUCCAAGUGAGAUUGAGAAGGUUCUCGUACAAGGUGGUGGUGGUGAUCAUGAUCUUGAUCUUGGUUGUGGCGCGUUGGCUUCAAGCAUCGCCAAUCUAGCUCUCUAUAACUCGUUUGAUAAGCACAACAACCCUAGCCCUUUUUCAGAAAACGCUAGAAAGGCUGGGUUCGAGCACAAAGGAGGCAAGAUCGACGACAUUACUGUUAUUGUUGCUCAAGUUGUGGCUUUGUAG